AUGCCGCCUCCUACAGCCGGUGACGCCUGGCUCAAGUCGCGGAAGUUUGGCAUCGUCGUCGACGCGGGGUCUUCUGGCUCUCGCCUGCAGAUAUAUAGUUGGCGCGACCCCGUCGCCGUGCGGGAUGAAUUGGGAGAUGCGGCACGGUAUAUGCUGCCAAAGGUCGAGAAGGGCGCGCAGGUAGACGCAGACUGGGUACACAAGGUUGAACCAGGGCUUUCAUCCUUCGCUGAGAAUGUCGAGGACAUCUCCGCAUAUUUGGCCCCGUUAUUGGACUUUGCCUGGAGAACAGUCCCCCCGUCGCUUCAUGCCGAAACCCCGCUGUACCUGCUUGCGACAGCGGGUAUGCGUCUGCUCUCACCACAGGCUCAGGUGGAUGUCCUCGAGACCACAUGUCACUUUCUGCGCUUCCAUUCCAACUUCCGCAUCGACGACCCCUCCGCCGAUGGCCCUUGUGGCCGCAGCGUGCGCAUAAUCACUGGAGAGGAAGAGGGAAUGUAUGGCUGGCUGGCUGUCAACUAUCUGAUGGAUGGCUUUGGACCUUCGGACUCCGAUCGCACGACGUAUGGCUUUCUCGACAUGGGCGGCGCCUCUACUCAGAUAGCCUUUGAGCCGAGCCCGAGCGCGCGAGGGGACGCCACCAACCUCCUUGACAUACGCUUACGCAUGCUCGGUGGUGAGGAGAUUAGGCAUCAGGUCUUCGUGACCACCUGGCUCGGGUAUGGCACAAAUCAGGCGCGCGAGCGCUACAUUCGACAGCUGUUGGAGAGGCAUGGGGAUGGCGUGUCGAGGGACAUCACAGCUGUAGAAGACCCUUGUCUGCCAAAGGACUUACAAAGGAACGAGAACCUAUUACAUGGCGCGGACCCCUCGCAAAGUCGUAAACUCGUGGGGACAGGGUCCUUCACCCACUGUUUGGCCGAGACCGAGCCUUUGCUAAACAAGGGUGCACCUUGUCGCGAUAUUCCCUGUCUCUUCGACGGAGUUCAUGUUCCUCCAAUCGACUUCUCCGCUUCACAUUUCAUUGGUGUCUCGGAGUACUGGUACUCGUCCGAACAUAUUUUUGGAUUAGGCGGCGCCUACGACUUCGUUCAAUACGAACGCGCCGCGCAAGAGUAUUGCGGUCAGUCCUGGAAUGAGAUCCUUCGGCAGCACGAACAUGCGACAACGAAGACGUCUCCGGCGGCCGAGGGAGCAUCCGGCUUGAGCAAAUGGAUCGACAAGGUCGAAGUCUCUCGGCUGGAACUUCAGUGCUUCAAGGCUGCUUGGAUCGUCAACAUCCUUCACGAGGGUCUUGGAAUGCCUCGCAUCGUCGAUAAGGGUGGAAACGGCGUCACCCAUGGCGACGAUGUCGCGGAGAAGGCGGAACUCAAGGGUUUAGGGCAAACGAAGCCGACCUUCCAGUCUAUGGAUACCGUGGGCGACGUUGCGAUCUCAUGGACUCUCGGGAAGAUGAUCCUGGAGGCCAGCAAUCAAGUCCCUCUCCCGUCCGGUCUGAAGGGCCCCGCACUCGAGGAUCCUCUACAAGAUGUUCCUGAAGACGCUCCCAUACAGCCGAUACGACCUCCGUUCCGGUUUCUUGAUCGGAUUGAGGAUCACCUCGAGCCACACCUCCACCCGUUGCUCUCGCGAGACUCGCUCGGCUUCUCCUUCGUUGGCUUCCUGUUCUAUCUAUCCGCUUGCUUCCUUUUCUUGACUCUCACUUGGAGAUUACGACACGUUGUCCGCGUGUGUAUCCGCCAGGUGACGCGAAGUGCCACCCGGCGCGCAGAUGCCGCCGCCAGUUCCAUGGAGGAAGGCUGGGGCGGUGGCAGGCCUUCAACUCCCGUAACUCCCUCUGCUCCGAGUACGAAGAGGUGGAUGCGGAACAUCCGUCGCAUGGUAUCAUUCUGGCAAACUCGCACGUCAGUUAACCCAUACCAUGGUGGUCCUCCCGCAUUGCGUCGAGUACCCGCGUCCCCUACGCGCUCGCCCAACACACCAACCGGGCGCUCGCCAUAUUCUUACCCUGCACUGCGCUUGGAAGAUGCCCAGCUGUCAAUCAACGGCAAGGCGCCGCCGUCCCCGCGCACGCCCAUCUCCCCGCGUGUUGCAUCUCCUCGCGUCGGAACGCCCACGCGCCUGCAGGCUGACAACGGUGCGGAGGCGGAGGCACUUGAAACCUCUUCCUACUUGGUUUACCCUCGAUCUCGGAACUCAUCGACGAUCAGUCUGUCAACUCUCACUGUUAGACAACCUCUAUCGCGGACUGCCAGUAAUGUACAACUGCAGUAG
This is a messenger RNA of Peniophora sp. CBMAI 1063, 2274 nucleotides long. NCBI's taxonomy places the organism in Eukaryota, Fungi, Basidiomycota, Agaricomycetes, Russulales, Peniophoraceae. The record is from the annotation of a GenBank genome assembly.